AUGGCCGGCCGUGAGUCCGAGAGCCAGGACCUCGCUGCAUCGUUGCAGGACAAUGAGGCCACCCCUGCGGAGGAGGAGCAGCUCGUGGACUCGAGGACACCUGCUCGCGAGGCGCAGCUGGGGGCGCCGGAGUUCGCGCGGCGCUGGGCGCGGCGCGCGGCCGGCGUGGCGGCACUGGGUCUCAUGGUCUUCGCCGUGGCGCCCAAGCUGGGCCUGCCGGUGGGUGCCAAGUCCACGGAGUUCUUGGAAGGCGUUGGCGGGGAAGCCUGGCACACGCUCGAGUCAGAGCUGGAUGCGUCCAAGGAGCUGCCGACGGUCGGGCUCGCCCACAUCAGCCCGGCAGCCGGCCAGGUGCUGUGCGUGAUCGACGUGGCCCAAGCCGUGGCACGCGUGAUGCUGACGGGCACGUUCAUCAAGUUCUCCACGGUGGCCUGCGACUUUGACAGGAUCCAGGCUGUCAAGAAGCGCCCGGUGAGGAACGACGAGCGGGAGACGUGCGCCUCCGGCAUCUUCGGCAUCCUACUGUCGGUGGAGCUUGGCAUGGGUGUGAUCGCCUCCUCCAUCUCUACGUGCUCGGGCUCACUGAACGUCCCUGCGAAUUGCGCCGCGAACAUCGGCGCUUUCACAGGCGGCCUUUCUGUGCUGAUGCAAUCGACUCUCUCCGCCGACCUGAUCUGCAACAAAGGCGUCAAGGCCGGCAAGCUGACCCCAGAAGCCAAGAUCGACGCCAUGGUUUCUGCUGCUACGACAGGUAAGAUCACCAAGCAGAAGAAGCAGGUCUCGAAGAGUGUGUACCAGUAUCUCAAGAAGGCCGGCGUCGACGUGAGCACUUUGCCAGUGCCACCGGCGGUGGCGAACGAUGCCGUGUACGGUGCAGUUGCCAGGUGCGUGGCCCAGCUGGACUUGGGUGCCACCUUCGUCAUGAGGUUUGCCAUCAUCUUGGCGGACACCACCAUCCACUGCACCCCAGGAGUCGUCGAAACCGAGGGCCGCGUUUGCGCGGUGGACAUCACAGGCAUCCUCGCCGUGUUGAGCCUGUCUGUCCGCUUCUUCUCCCUGGCCAGCAACUCGUGCGUGAACAUCGUGGGCCGUGCGGACAAGGACGCCAACUGCGUGGCCGCCUGCUCGGGCAUCACCGGCUCCACCAUGGCCAUGACCUCCUCGGGCAUGAACUUGGACGCUGCAUGCCGCAAGGCCUUUGGCAAGUGGGACCCGGACGCCUGGCCAAGCCAGCUGGGGCCUGUCAGCGCCUCCGGCCAGACCCACGGCGAGGAGCUCCAUGUCCCUGCCAGGGAUGGCAACACCAUCAUCGCAGCCAUUGUGCAGAGAGUGGCAGUCGCGGGCACGGGCACAGCUCUGCGCGACAGCCGCGAAGGCUCUGAGAUGCCGAGAAGGCUCGCAGAUGCCUCGAUCGUCUUCCUGGUGCACUGCUAUGGAGGUCAGCCGCUGCCUGACGAGGAGCUGCGACGGGCUGGCUCAACGGACCUCGCCGCAUCUUUGCAGGACAAUGAGGCCACCCCUGCGGAGGAGGAGCAGCUCGUGGACUCCAGGACGCCUGCUCGCGAGGCGCAGCUGGGGGCGCCGGAGUUCGCGCGGCGCUGGGCGCGGCGCGCGGCCGGCGUGGCGGCACUGGGUCUCAUGGUCUUCGCCGUGGCGCCCAAGCUGGGCCUGCCGGUGGGUGCCAAGUCCACGGAGUUCUUGGAAGGCGUUGGAGGGGAAGCCUGGCACACGCUCGAGUCAGAGCUGGAUGCGUCCAAGGAGCUGCCGACGGUCGGGCUCGCCCACAUCAGCCCGGCAGCCGGCCAGGUGCUGUGCGUGAUCGACGUGGCCCAAGCCGUGGCACGCGUGAUGCUGACGGGCACGUUCAUCAAGUUCUCGACGGUGGCCUGCGACUUUGACAGGAUCCAGGCUGUCAAGAAGCGCCCGGUGAGGAACGACGAGCGGGAGACGUGCGCCUCCGGCAUCUUCGGCAUCCUACUGUCGGUGGAGCUUGGCAUGGGUGUGAUCGCCUCCUCCAUCUCUACGUGCUCGGGCUCACUGAACGUCCCUGCGAAUUGCGCCGCGAACAUCGGCGCUUUCACAGGCGGCCUUUCUGUGCUGAUGCAGUCGACUCUCUCCGCCGACCUGAUCUGCAACAAAGGCGUCAAGGCCGGCAAGCUGACCCCAGAAGCCAAGAUCGAUGCCGUGGUUUCGGCUGCUACGACAGGUAAGAUCACCAAGCAGAAGAAGCAGGUCUCGAAGAGUGUGUACAACUAUCUCAAGAAGGCCGGCGUCGACGUGAGCACUCUGCCAGUGCCACCGGCGGUGGCGAACGAUGCCGUGUACGGUGCAGUUGCCAGGUGCGUGGCCCAGCUGGACUUGGGUGCCACCUUCGUCAUGAGGUUUGCCAUCAUCUUGGCGGACACCACCAUCCACUGCACCCCAGGAGUCGUCGAAACCGAGGGCCGCGUUUGCGCGGUGGACAUCACAGGCAUCCUCGCCGUGCUGAGCCUGUCUGUCCGCUUCUUCUCCCUGGCCAGCAACUCGUGCGUGAACAUCGUGGGCCGUGCGGACAAGGAUGCCAACUGCGUGGCCGCCUGCUCGGGCAUCACCGGCUCCACCAUGGCCAUGACCUCCUCGGGCAUGAACUUGGACGCUGCCUGCCGCAAGGCCUUCGGCAAGUGGGACCCGGACGCCUGGCCAAGCCAGCUGGGGCCUGUCAGCGCCUCUGGCCAGACCCACGGCGAGGAGCUCCAUGUCCCUGCCAGGGAUGGCAACACCAUCAUCGCAGAGCCAUGA
Messenger RNA from Symbiodinium natans, 2778 nucleotides. The record is from the annotation of a GenBank genome assembly. Lineage: Eukaryota; Dinophyceae; Suessiales; Symbiodiniaceae.